AUGAAGUCUUCCGUUGCUCUCCCUCUGGCGGCAGCCCUAUUUGCUUCCUCUGCUCUUGCAUGGCUUCCCUCCUGCACUUUCACUGACUGUCUGGGAUCUUGGGAUGGCACGUCUUGCGACUCCUCCAGUGGUUGGGACUGCGUUUGCUCCAACCAAACCGCCAUCUCUCAAUUGAACACCUGCGUUGCGACCUCAUGCACAAACCAAACUGAUCAAGAGGCCAUCUAUGGUGCAGUUGCACAGCUUUGCGCAAACGCCGGUGUCACCGUCACCAACUCCCAACAAGCCACAUUCAGUGCUACAUCAGGUGGCUCUGCCUGGCCCUCUCAAAUCACCGCCGGUCCCGGCGCCGGCCCUGGCGGCAACUGGGACUCGUCCCAAUGGUCAAGCUGGGUCUCCGCCUGCUCAACUGGUCUUCCCGGUGCUCCCAGCGGCUGGGGUGGCUCCGGCCCAUGGGGUGGCCCAGGUAACUGGGGUGGUCAUGGAGGUCCCGGCGGCCCAGGUGGCCCAGGUGGCCCAGGUGGUUUCGGGCCAUGGGGAACCAAAGCCAACGGCAUCAACUGCGAUCAAUGGACAACCUGGACUGCUGGAUGGGGCCCCUUCUCUUCGUGGACUGGCACAUGGUCUGGCUGCAGCUCAACCACCGCCGCUCCUGUUCCUGCCACCAUCACCACCACCGUCACCACUGGUGGCUCGACUCAAGUUCUCACCGGUACCACUUUCGGUAUCCAGGCUGUCGCUGCUGCCACAACCACCGGCAGCUCUGGCAACAGUGCUCCAUCAAUUCGCGGUCUCGGUGCCUGCGGUGCUUUGAUCGCUGCUAUCUUCGCGACUAUGGUUGCGUUGUAA
Messenger RNA from Exophiala bonariae, 849 nucleotides. RefSeq lists its product as uncharacterized. The transcript is spliced from 3 exons. The coding region runs from base 1 to 849 and encodes 282 amino acids. NCBI's taxonomy places the organism in Eukaryota, Fungi, Ascomycota, Eurotiomycetes, Chaetothyriales, Herpotrichiellaceae. The record is from RefSeq and is a predicted model, not a curated record.